AUGUAUGGCAAAGCGUGCCAUCUUCCAGUUGAAUUGGAGUACCGAGCGCUUUGGGCUCUAAAAACCGUGAACUUAGAUCUCAACGAGGCCGCUAGCAAAAGAUUCUUUCAAAUUCACGAGCUAGAAGCCCUUAGGGAUGCCGCAUACGACCGUUCAUGGAGUAUCAAAGAAAAUACGAAGGCAUUGCACGAUAGGAAGUUACGUAAGUUGAAAGAGUUUCGAGUAGGUGAUAAGGUACUUUUGUUUAACUCAAGGUUGAAGUUGAUCACCGGGAAGUUGAAGUCUAGAUGGUCCGGACCGUAUGUCGUGAAGGAAGUGUUCCCAUACCGUACCGUGGAGUUGUUCGAUGAAGUUGAUGGGGGAUCGUGGAAACUUAACAUUCAUCGCUUAAAACAUUACUUAGGAGGUCCCAUCGAAACCACCGAAGAGGAAGAAAUUCCUCUUGCGGACCCACCUCGCACCACCGCUUAG
This is a messenger RNA of Helianthus annuus (common sunflower), 471 nucleotides long. RefSeq lists its product as uncharacterized. Bases 1 to 471 code for a protein of 156 amino acids. The transcript has a single exon. Lineage: Eukaryota; Viridiplantae; Streptophyta; Magnoliopsida; Asterales; Asteraceae. The record is from RefSeq and is a predicted model, not a curated record.